AAUGACAGCGCGGGGGGGCGUGGCUAACUGGAAAAUGGGUGGAAAAUUAAACAGCGCCACUCAGUCGUGCGUUGUAGCCAAACAGAGAGAGAGAGUGAGAGAGAGAGAGAGAGAGAGAGACGCCGAGAAAGGAAAGCAAACACAGCCACUCAUCACCGGAUCAACUCUCUGCGCUUUCAGGAUUAUUUGCAAAUUGACGUACCAUUGAAAAGAAUAUAUAUAUAUAUAUAAAACAGAAAUGCAUGUAGAGCGUGCGAGGAGCUCCUGCACGCCUCCUCCUCCACUCCGCUCUUCUUCCUCUGUCCACUUCUCCGCCUUCACUACUACUUUACUGAUGUUGCCCGUCUGAUCUCUGCACGUUGCUGCUGGACAUGGGCUCCAAGCUGAGCAGGCAGAGCAGUCUGGAUGGAGAAGCGGCGUUCUUCAGAAGACCUCGCCAGCAUGGAGGGUGUGGAGACGAACAGAGGAGCGAGGUUGGAGGAGCUGGAGACGCAGGAGCUGGAACUGGAGCUGGAGGAGAGUUUUUGCUCACUUCCUUCAUGCUCAGGUCAGAGAAGCUGCCCAGUGUCCUGCGCAGGUCCAGCAGGUCCAGCCCUAGCCCGUACCAGAGGAGGGUCGCCUGGGUCCGGCAGAUCCAGAAGCUGCUGAAGGAGCAGAAAGUGGAGGAGGCUGCAGACGUGCUGAAACUACUUAGGAAGGAUCUGGGUCUGGAAGGUUCUUCUCUGAAUGAUAUCCUCUAUAAAAACACCGCCUUCCUCAACCUGGUGGAUCCAAUUUCGCAUGAGCUGCUGCUGAGUCUGGCGCGAGACAUGCAGUGUCCAAAGAGGGAGGCAAACGCCCUCAAAUCUUCAGAUAAAAUCUGCCGGCAGUUGGUGUACCACCUGACCCCCCACUCCAAAUGGGCCAGACAGAGCGUCCCCAAGAGGAAAUCCCACGCAUGUCUGAAAACCACCCUAAGGAAGAAGUUUGCAGGCGAUACAGUGGACCUCUCUGGCAUCCCUCUGUCCAGCCGGGACCUCCAGCGUGUAAUUUUUUACCUUCACAGCUACAGCUCCUCCGUGGUGGCGGUGGAUCUGAGCUUCACUGAGCUGCAGGAUGACGGCCUGCGCCUGCUUCUGCCCUCACUCAGCCUGAUGCCCAAGCUCUCCACACUCGCUGUCAACGGUAACCGGCUGACCGCCUCUGUCGUGAAGGACCUGACCGAGGCGCUGAAGGACCCAAAGAAGUUCUCCAAUCUGGCCUGGGUCGACUUGGGCAACAACGUGGACAUCUUCACCAUUCCUCAGCCACUGCUGGUGGCUCUGCGGAGGCGCUUCGGCAUGAGGAGCAGCCUGCCCACCAUCUACGAGUACCGAGAGACAAAAGACAGCCACUACAACCUGGAGGCGUCUACUGAGGAAGAGGAGGAGGAACUGGAGCCCUUGAACAUGGAGGAGAACACCAAGAACAUCAUGCUGCACUUCACCGAGAGGUGAUGAGACCUGGGUUCUGUAUGGGUUGUAGUUUCAUUGGCUCCUGGGAAACGAUUCAGGGUGAUCAGAACCAGAUUCUCCCCCCGAGCUGCAUCUCCUGUCAAUCACAGCAAACUCUGGAGCCCUGGAACAUAGAGGAAAAAAGCAGGAAUAUCAUGCUGAACAUCUCUGAGAGGUGAUAGGAGUUUGGUUCUUCAUGGUCUUCUUGGGUAUUCCAAGGUUCUCCAUGGGUCUCCCACUAGGGAUCCCCAGAGUUCUCCAGGAUUCUCAAAGGUUCCUUGGCAUUCUCCAGGAUUCUCCAUGGGCUUCCCUGUGUGGAUCACAGAGUUCUCCAAGAUUCUCAAAGGUUCUUUGACAUUCUCAUGGUUUUCCAGGACUCUCCAUUUGGAUCACCAAAGUUCUCCGGGGUUCCCAAAGCUUACAUGGGGUUUGACAGGAUUUUCCAGGAUUCUUCAGAGUUAUCCAGAAUUCUUAGUGGUUGCUCAGGGUGAUCUAUGGUUUUCCAGUCACCUGUCACCUUUGAGUUCUCCAGAAUUCUCAGUGGUUUCCAUGGGUUUUCUUCUGCCAGUGUUCUUGUUCUCCCCUGCCUCGGCAUGUGCUACCAACGGAGCAGAAGGUCAGAACAGAGGAGAGCGGAAUAGCGAGAGCGUAGGUGGCCAAGCAAUCAGAGUUCAUGCGGAUCUGUAAGACCUCCAAACACAGACAGACCACAAACAGAGAUGAACACACAGUACUGAGAGUGUUUAUGUACACGCAGCACUGUAAUUAGCGGUUAGCACGUAUGGAUGUUUUGGUUUUUGUUGUGCAUCAAACAUGCCAAUGGUCAGUGGGUGGUCACAAACUGCUCACAGUUCUUUCCUCCCACGACCUGAACAGCUGAACUUCAAUUACAGGAGCCGACCGUCUGCGUGUGCUGCCUCCGCUCAUUAGCGCAGACCCAUUGCAGACAACCGGGAGACUCAACAGCACCGACCAAUCAGAUUAAUGCUUUAUUAAAUCAGCCUGCUGGGUUCAGAGGAAUGAACGACGCAGUCCUGCAUGAACUCUCAGACAAUUUUUUUAUUGAGAAAUUUUGUUUCAUAUGCUUGCUUUGAUUAUUAAUUUGAUAAUUAACUGUGCUUUUGGUGUUUUUCAAAGAUUUUUAAUAGUCAGUGCAGUGCACUUUAUAUGUUUAAUUUCUGUCAAAACAACCAUUAAGUACAAGAUAUUCACUUCACUUUCACUUAGUGAAAAAGCAGAAAAAGUAGUGUUAACAGAAAAUUACUCAACAACUAAAUUUCGUAUUGUGUCACUCAAAUUUUUAUUGCAACUUUCAAUUUUUUUCAGAAGACUCACUUUCAGUUUCUUAAAGAAAUCUGCUGACACACCUUCAAAGUUCAUUCUUAGAAGUUGCUUUAGCAUUUACUCACAUUUAGUGAUGUUGAGGUCUGGGCUCUGGGGUUAUCAGACCAUUGUUUAGAGAACACCAGCAGCUUCAUCUUGUUUGUCUAUUAGUGUUAACUUACCAGUGUUUGCUUUGUUCAGUCUUUACUUUUAUGCACCCCAACAACCACCUAAAAGACCUGGUAGAUCUGGUAGACCACAACUGCCCCCAUCAGAUGAACAGCACUUAAAGCUUUCGUCUUUGAGAAAGAAGAGAAAAUCAAGCUGCUUUAGAUCUGGAAACAUCCACAGAUCAGGAAACAUCCACCCUGGAUUAUGGGGAUGCCCAGGUGGUUUAGUCCACAUUAGUUAUGUGGUAUAAAAGGAGAGGAAGGCUGACCAGAGAUGGACGACUAUGUCGUGUUGACCAAACGGCAACAAGCUCGAAGGACUGUUAUGGAUUGAGGUCGAGAGAACCUCAAGGUCUAAAUGGUGGUAGCUACCUUGCCACUUUAAAAUUCGUCCAUCUCCAAGCCAAAGUGAGAUUGUCUGUUUAUGUUUUUUUUUUGUUUUCCAAGUUAUACAGUACGUACCAAUAAAAACAAAAAUGUUAUUUUUUGCUAUUUUACGAGGUACCUCCAGACUAUCCGGUCCAUGAUACCACAUCACAGGAUUACUUCAAAAAUGAUCAACCACCUUCUAAGACUGAACUGUGGAGGUGUGUCUGCAGAUUCUUUGGGAAACUGAAAGUGAUUCUCCUGAAAAUAAUGGAAGCUGAAAUAAAAGUACAGAGACACACUGAACACUCAAAUAGCUGCACUGAAAUAUCAGUGACGUGUACUUAACAGCUGUUUUGACUGGAAGUAAAAUACACUGCUCAAAAAAGGGAACACUCAAAUAACACAUCCUUGAUCUGAAUGAAUGAAAUAUUCUCAUUGAAUACUUUGUUC
Messenger RNA from Pygocentrus nattereri (red-bellied piranha), 3784 nucleotides. RefSeq names its product leucine rich repeat containing 75Bb (gene lrrc75bb). The record is from RefSeq and is a predicted model, not a curated record. Lineage: Eukaryota; Metazoa; Chordata; Actinopteri; Characiformes; Serrasalmidae. The coding region runs from base 372 to 1475 and encodes 367 amino acids. The transcript has 4 exons.